AAAAAGAAGCGGCAUCCAUCUCAGGGAAACCUGGCCUUCAGCGAUGACAGCAUUCGGCCCCAGGAGGAGCCUGGAAUUCGUCCUCAGUCUUCCCAGCUUGCGCUGCCCAUGGGGAUACAGAACAGUAAGGAGCAAAAUAGAACCUGCUGCCUGAAUGGGGGAACCUGCACGCUGGGGUCCUUUUGUGCCUGCCCCUCCUUCUACAGACAGAACUGUGAGCACGAUGUGAGCAAAGAGAACUGUGGGUCUGUGCCCCAUGGCACCUGGCUGCCAAAGAAGUGUUCUAUGUCUAAAUGCUGGCAUGACCAAUUCCGCUGCUUUCCUCAGGCAUUUCUACCUGGCUGUGAUGGCCCUUUGAUGGAUGAGCACCUCAUGGCUACCAAAACUCCAGAAUUACCACUACCACUGUCUGCAUGUUACCACUUUUAUGCUUUAAAAUAAUGAAUACUUUUCCAUAAUGAUCUCUAACACUUCCUUACUGUACCAACUACUUCUUCCCUCUUUGCUCUGCCCUCCCCCCAAAAAACUACUUUUUUCAAAGUCAGCCAUACCUCCAUUGUGCCCAAGUCCAGUACUUUUUUAUACAUGUAAUUCUACCAAGGUUUUCUUAAUAUGUUAACUGAAUUACAUCUUCAGAUUAUUAAAGAUUAAUCCUAAUGUGGAACUUAGGAUACAGUUUUGAGUAGAGUUGAUCAAAAUCAAUUAGUCUCUUUAAACGGAAAAAAAAGCCUCUUUAAGGAGAGGAACUAGAGUGCUAGUAAAGGAAGUCUGUCUGCAUGUGGAAGGGAAUGGGAAGCAAAUGGGAGAGAGAGGCUGGAAAAUAUAAAAUGGGUUACUUGACUGGUGAUUAGGUGGGUGUAGAGAAGCAAGUUAAAAGGCUAAAUGAAGGGCAAGUUUCCAUCAUCUAUAAAAAGCUAUGUAAGACAAGGACUUCCCCUUUUUUUUUCUAAAGGCAAUGUAAAAAGAAUGACAUCUCCUUAGAAAAAAAAAAUUAUGCCUCAAUGUCCCCAAGAAAACUGCUUAAUAAAUUAGGUUUUCUGCAAGCUAUGCAAUUAUUUUAACUGCUGAAGAGAAAAUGUUCACAACAUAUUUAGUCAUAAACUGAAUGAUAAAACUACAUAUUUUAUAGCCCAUUUUAAAUAUACACUGUAUAUAUGUGUAUGCACAGUAAAGUGUGUGUGUGUGUGUGUGUUUAUAAAGCAAGGUCUCAAGUCAAUAACCAAACCUUUCUUUCACCUUAAUAGGAAUCCCAAACUAAGCAGGUUAAAGCAAAUAAUAAAGAUGAUAGCAGGCUGGCUGCAGUGGGUCACAUCAGUAAUCCCAACACCUCAGGAAGCUGAGAUGGCGGAUCACCUAAGGUCAGGAGUUUGAGACCAGCUUGGCCAACAUGGUAAAACUCCAUCUCUACCAAAAAGAAUUAUCCAAGCAUGGUUCACACCUGUAAUUUCAGCUACUCAGCAGCUGAGGCAGAAAAACUACCUGAACCUGGGAGGAGGAGGUUGCAGUGAGCCAAGAUCAUGCCACUUCACUCCCUCCCGCCUGGGCAACAGAGUCAGACUCUCUCUCAAAAAAAUAAAAUUAGGCCAGGUACAGUGGCUCACACCUAUAAUCCCAGCACUUUGGGAGGCCAAGGCAGGUGGAUCAGGAGUUCAAGACCAGCCUGGCAAAGAUGGUAAAACCCCACCUCUACUAACAAUACAAAAUUUAGCCAGGCAUGGUGGCGGACACCUAUAAUCCCAGCUACUCGGGAGGCUGAGGCAGAAAACUGCUUGAACCCAGGAGGCAGAGGCUGCAGUGAGCCAAGAUCAGUAAUACUGUACUCCAGCCUGGACAACAGAACAGGAUUCUGUCUCAAAAAAAAUAAAUAAAUAAAAAUACAGAUUGGAGCAGAAACCAAUAAAAGAGAAAGCAGAAAAACCUGAGAGAAAAGUAAGUAACACCAAAAGUUGGUUGCUUUAAAAGAUCAAAGAGUUUGGCAAAUCUUAAUUGCUAAGUAAAAAAGAAAACAAAGAUUACCGAAAUCAGGAAUGAAAGAGGUCAGAGUAUCACUAGUGCCCUACAAGAUGUGAAGAAUUAAGAAAGCUCUAUGAACAAGUUUAUGCCAACAAUUUUAGACUACUUAGAUGAAAUGGACAAAUUUCUUUAAAGACACAAAUGACCAAAAUUGACUGAAGAAAGGUUUUAAAACUGAAGAGAUCUGUAGUAAGUUUUAAAUAGCUACUGAAGAUUUUCCUCAAAAGAAGACUCCAGGGCUAAAUGCCUUCACUAGUAACGUCUAACAAAUAAUUAAAAAGAACACCCAAACGCAGAGGAGGAGAAAACACUUCCCAACUCAUAUUUAAAGGCCAAACUACUCUGAAAAUAAGGCCACCAGACAAAAAAAAAAAAAAAUACAAACCAAAAUCUCCCAUAAACAUAACAAAAUCCAUAACAAAACAUUCAAGAGAAUCUCACAGCAUACAAUACAAUACCUAUUCUCUCUCUCUCUCUCACACACACACACACGCACACAUUAACAAACUAGAAAUACAACUUUAACUUGGUGGUGGGCAUCAAUAAAAAAAUCUAAAGCCAAUUUUUCUUAAAGAUAAAACACAAUGCUUUCCUUCUAAAGAUGAGGAACAAGGAAUGGAUGCCUGCUUUUGCUACUUCUUUUCAAAAUAGUACCUGUUCUAGCUGGUGCAGUAAGGUUGAAAAGAAAAAAAAUUAAAGGCAUCAAGACUAAAAAGAAACAGGUAAAACUGUUUUAGUAAUGGAUUACACAAUUCUGCUUAGAGAAAAAUCUCAAGAAACGCACACACAAAAACUACUAGAACCAAUAAACAAAUUUAGCAAGGUCAUAGCAGAAACAAUAUAUACAAAAGUCCACUGCAUUUUCCAUUUUAUAUGCUAGGAAUGAACAAAUUAUUUUAAAAAUUCCAUUCACAAUAGCAUCAAGAAUAUACACAAAAUACUUUGUUAAAGUUUUUCUAAGACUUCUCUACACUCAGUACUGCAAAACACAACUGAGAGAAAUUAAAGAGUAUCUAAACAGACAUUUCAUAUUCAAAGAUUAGAAGACUAUCAAUAUUGUCAGGAUGGCAAUUUUCCCUAAAAUUGAUCUAUCUGUAAAUUCAAUGCAAAAUCUCGGGCAGCUUUUUUUCUUAAAGAAAUUGACAGGCUGAUUCUAAAAUUCAUAUGGAAUCACAGAGGACAGGCAAAACAACUUUGAAAAACAAGGUUACAGGACUUACACUACCAAAUUCUGAAUUUUACUAUAAAGCCAUAGUAAUCAAGACAGCAUGGUAAUGGCAAAAGUACAGACAUAUAGAUCAAUGGAACAGAAAUCAGAAUCCAGAAACAAAUUAUUACAUUUAUGGUCAACCCAUUUGUUGGGUACCCAGAUGAUCCAAUGGGGGAAAGAAGUUUUUCAACAUAUCAUAUGAAAUAAUUUGAUAUCCAAACACCAAAAGGAAAAAAAACCUUAGACCUGUACCUCACAACAUACACAAAAAUUAAAAUGAUGACAAACCUAAAUGUAAGUUACAAUACAGGAAUUCUAGAAAAAAAUCACAGGAGGAAAUCUCUGUGACUCUCUAUUGGCCAAAGUGUUCUUAGAUGUGACAUCAAAUGCACAAUCCACAAAAAAAAGAAAAAAAAAAUAGUAAAAUUGAUUUUCUCAAAAUUAAAAACUUACUGUACUUCAAAAGACAUCAUUAAUGAAAAACUAGGCCAGGCGUGGUGGCUCACACCUGAAAUCUCAGCACUUUGGGAGGCUGAGGUAGGCAGAUCAUGAGAUCAGGAGUUUGAAACCAACCUGGCCAAUGGGGCAAAACCUCAUCUCUACUAAAAAUAUAAAAUAAAAUUAGCCAGGCAUGGUGGUGCACAUCUGUAGUCCCAGCUACUUGGGAGGCUGGGGCAGGAGAAUCACUUGAACCCAGGAGUUGUAGUGAGCCAAGACCACACCAUUGCACUCCAGCAUGGGUGUCAGAGUAAGAUUCUGUCUCAAAACACAAAAACGACAAAAAAAAAAAAACGAAAUCAA
Molecule: messenger RNA, 4024 nt
Organism: Callithrix jacchus (white-tufted-ear marmoset)
Lineage: Eukaryota; Metazoa; Chordata; Mammalia; Primates; Cebidae
Source: RefSeq, a predicted model, not a curated record